UGCGCCACCUCCCUCCGCGGCGCUUGCGCGGGGCGGCGAUGGCGUCGCGGUGUUGCUGGUGCUGCAGGGAUGGCGAGGACGGCAGCGUCCCGCUGGAGGAGAUGCCGGCCGUGCAGCUCGACACGCAGCGCAUGGGAACAGAUGUCGUAAUUGUUAAAAAUGGCAGAAGAAUAUGUGGCACAGGAGGCUGCUUAGCCAAUGCACCUUUACAUCAAACCAAGAGCUAUUUCGAGUUUAAAAUCCAAUCUACAGGUAUUUGGGGUAUUGGAGUCGCAACUGAGAAAGCAAACUUGAAUCAAGUUCCUCUUGGUCAAGAUGUCCAUAGCCUGGUAUUGAGGAAUGAUGGAACUCUCUACUAUAACAAGGAGGAGAAAAAUAGACUACCGGUAAACAGCCUUCCUCAGGAGGGCGAUGUCGUGGGCAUUACAUAUGACCAUGUAGAAUUAAAUGUAUAUUUAAAUGGGAGGAACAUGCAUUGUCCAGCCUCAGGAAUCCGAGGGACUGUCUAUCCAGUGGUCUAUGUUGAUGACAGUGCUAUUCUGGAUUGUCAGUUCAGUGAUUUUUUUCAUCCACCUCCACCAGGGUUUGAAAAGAUCCUGUUUGAGCAGCAAAUCUUCUGAGUAUCUUCGUACUGAACAUUUGGACUCUGCACUGCUACUAAAGUUUUGUCAUCUUAAAUAAAGCUUCCCAUCACUUUUAGGAAACAUAUCUGUAUUUUUAGUAAGUACUAGUGACUUGUUUGCAGAAUUAAUAUAACUGCAACACCAGGUAGCUGUGUUGCAAAUACAAGAUUUUUGACAAUGUUUUGUGAUUUGUGUGUGGUUUGGUGCAGGGUUUUUCUCUGAAUCGCACUUGAUGCAUAAGGAAUCUAAGGGUUGUUAUAGAUACCAGUAUUACAUUCAGUAUUUUGAAUAAACUGGAGGUUUGUAAAGCCAGUAGUUUUUAUCCAUAUGAUAACUAUGGAGAUCCAGCAAACAACUUUUUUUUUUAAGUCUGUUGUGUAUAAGAAUAUUUAAUGGUAAAAGCUGCUACCUUGAGCUUGACGUAGACUUGCUUUAAAAUACAGAGAAGACUGUCUUCUUCAACCCUGGUGUUUGAAAUGGAAAACAUUUUGGUAAAUACAAAAUAUUCAAAAUAGCUGCUAACUUCACAAAAAAAUAUAUCACAAAAAAAAAAAAGAGCCUGCUUUUACAGCUCAAACCUGCUCAUUUCUCAUCUUAACCAGAGUAAAGUGCAUUUGUAAUACCACAUAAUGUAACUACAUCUCUUGUGAUAAGAAUAAGAAAACUUUUGUUCUGUAACUGCUGACACAGGGAAACUAUGCAAAAUAAGGGAAGGUGAAAAAAAGAUUAUUACUAUCUAUUUAUCAAAAUGGAAAGAGAGCAGAGGUUUCCCCUGAAAGUAACUUUUAUGGUGAUAGUUCAUCAGAGAAGCAAGGGUACAGUUAACUCCAUUGCACAGGUAAGAAGAUAGGCCCCAAAAAUAGAAUGUGAAUUAACCUGUGUCUCAGCAUGUUAUUUGAGCAUCUGGUGAUAAAUCCAGAUGUUUUCCCAGAUGUGCUCCCACUCCCAACUUUGCCCAGAAAAGUGAGAUGCAAUACCUGUUUCUAAAAGUUGCACUAGAAAGUAAUUUUAGGUUUAGGUUUAGACAUAGAUUUACAAGCGGCAACUUCAUUUUAGUUAGAGUGAAUCAUGCUUCCCAUCAAAAUGAUUCAAGUAUUUCCACUAAUGGUUUCUACUCAAACCUUUUCUUAAUCUCUGAAUGCUACAAUUUGGACGCUCUAUCUCUUUGCAUUUAAAACUUUGUAUUGACUAAUCCUGUAUGUUUUCUGAGCCUUUUGAGAUUAUAUCGUGGCAACAAGUCUGAAGCUGCCAGAUACGAAGUCUGAACCAGACUUUAUUAGUGCAUCCACAAACCAAUAGAACCAACAGGGCACAUAAUAUGGGUUGUAUGUAGAUAACACAUUGAGUUGUUAUUUGUAUAGUAUUGGAACUGUUUAUGGUGCUUCAGGGAUAGGUGAAGUCUGGCAGUAGUAUUCCAAGGAGCUUGAAGUCCUAAUUAGAUACUAUAAAGCUAGAAAUACCUGUCAAGAAUUGUCUGAAAAGGUCUUCUUCCAUAAAAAAAAAAUCAUGCCAGGAUACGGUAACAUAGAUGCUCUGCAAAGAGAAAUUGGAAUGUGCAUUGAAUCCCUUAAAUUCCACUGAGAACAUUCUUCCAGGCCUACAAAGAACAUUCAGAGAUGGCAGGACAUGCUAUUGUCAUGGUUUAACCCCAGCUGGCAACUAAACACCACACACUUCUCUAUCCCACCCUGCCCUGGUGGGAUGGAGGAAAGAAUUGGAAAGGUAAAAGUGAGGGGAACUCCUGGGUUGAGAUAAGAAUAGUUUGCUAAUUUAAAUGUAAUAAUAGCAAUAAUAACAAAUAGUAAGGGAAAGGAGGAUAACAAAAAGAGAAAUAAAAUCCAAGAAAGACAAGUGAUGCAAAUAAAAACAAUUGCUCAUCAUCAAAUGGCCGAUGUCCAGCCAGUAUCCGAGCAGCCAUCCUUCAGACAGUUUCUCCCUAGUUUAUGUGCUGAGCAUGACAUCGUAUGGUUUGGAAUAUUGUUUUGGCCAACUGGGGUCAGUUGUCCCAGCUGUGUCCCCUCCCAGCUUGUUGUGCACACACAACCUCCUCACUGGUGGGGCAUGAGAAGCAGAAAAGGCUGUAAGCACUGCUGAGUGAUAACUAAAACAUCCCUAUAUUACCAACAAUGUUUUCAGGACAAAUCCAAAAUAUAGCCCCAUCCUAGCUACUAUGAAGAAAAUUAACCCUACCACAGCCAAAACCAGCACAGCUAUUCAAGUGCAAAUGUCCAUGAGAAUACAGACUUGCAUGAGUAUUCAUGCUGUUUUUCCUUUGUGCAGGCUUUCUUGGGAAUGCACUGCUGUGCAUACAGCUGUGUGCAAAAAAAAACAAACCCAAAGGAACAAGGUUCUAGUAAUUGAUGUUAAUUUCUUGGCAUUAUCUGGUGAGUUCUUAGAUUAUUUUUGCAGUAUUCACUUGUAGAAUCGUUUCUUGUGAGGCUCAUUCUUUGUUGGUUCAGGUGGUUCCUGGUGUAGUACUUCACCAAGUGACUCAAAUAAAGGAUUAUUUUCCCCUGAGGCUAAAUCUCCUCGAGGCACACACCUGGUUUCCCCAUCCUUACGCAUCAUCUUUGUUAUCAGUUUGUGUUCAUAUUGCUUUGUAUACUGACAACUGAUCAAGCUUGUGGCCGAGAUAGGGUUUCACAGAGGUUCAUAAACAAAUCGGCAAAGAAAGAUCUUACAUGUCUCUCCAAAUCCAGGCUUUAAGGCCCAAGGAUCGAGCUCCCCCAGCAUCCCUCAUUUGUUAAGAGCCAAUGUUGGUUUUGGAAAUGGUGUUAACUGUUACCUCUUGCUGUAGUGAUGGAACCUGGUUCAUAAAUAUGUCCAAAAUGAUGCUGCUGAGGUAUUUGCAAGAAGCCUGUGACAGAAGGUUUGGAACAAAGCUAAGUGCCAAAGGAUACUUUUCACUGUUCCUUCCCUUACCUAGUUCUCCAAUAAAGUACUUUUCAGGUUAU
Molecule: messenger RNA, 3577 nt
Organism: Cuculus canorus (common cuckoo)
Lineage: Eukaryota; Metazoa; Chordata; Aves; Cuculiformes; Cuculidae
Gene: SPRYD7
Product: SPRY domain containing 7
Exons: 5
Coding region: 39-620 (193 amino acids)
Molecular function (GO): protein binding
Source: RefSeq, a predicted model, not a curated record